UGAUAAUAUAAUUAAGCUGGGUAUAAGAUUGGCGAUUGGAUUGAAUUGGAUCAAUAAUUGAAGAGUAACUAAUUGGAUAGAAAUAGGAAAUUGGAUAGAUUUGUAAGGCGAUUAUUACAAGUUAAAAUUUAUAUAAAUCUAUACAAUAGUUCAAAACAGGUGAUUAAAUCUGGGAUUUAUUAGGAUGGGAAAAACCAGGACAAUGGGAUAUAUACUAUAAAGGAUUAAUUAUGUUUGAUAUCAGUUUUAUACUUAUUUAGAGUUGGAGGUCAAUAUGAUUAGAAUAGCACAAAAAAGGAAAAUGGAUAGAACCAAAAUACAAUUUUUAUAGGUUAAUUAACUUCCUAACUUAGUUAAAGAAUACUUCAAGAGGGAAUAUAUACUAAAGGUCAAAGAGUGGAAAGUGGAAAGCACAUUAAAAAUAUGAGUAAGUAACAACUAAAUUAUUAUAAAAGAGGAGGAGGAGUAUAUAAUCAAUAGAGAUUAAAAAUGAGACAUAGAAUAUAUUUGGAUGAUGAUUAUUAAUCGUAUCGUUAUUAACGACUUUAUAGAUUUAGAUAGAUCACUUAUAGUGGUGAAUGUACUAAUGGAAAGCAGAUUGGAAAAUGGUAUAUCUUAUAUAAAGGGGAUCUCAUGUAAUCCUUAUAGUAAUUUAUCUUAGAGGGGGAGGAUCAUAUAAUGAGAAUGGCUUAAAGGAUGGAAAAAGAAUAAAAAUCCAACAUAACUUCUAAUAGUUUUCGAAAUCUGAGUGAAGUAGAUUUGCCAAAUGACCCUAAAGUUAACUGUAAUAUUAAUAAUCAAGC
Paramecium octaurelia is the source of this 803-nucleotide messenger RNA. The record is from the annotation of a GenBank genome assembly. NCBI's taxonomy places the organism in Eukaryota, Ciliophora, Oligohymenophorea, Peniculida, Parameciidae.